Messenger RNA from Arvicola amphibius (Eurasian water vole), 3038 nucleotides. RefSeq names its product annexin A1 (gene Anxa1). The record is from RefSeq and is a predicted model, not a curated record. The transcript is spliced from 20 exons. Gene Ontology annotation, biological process: positive regulation of prostaglandin biosynthetic process; actin cytoskeleton organization; regulation of hormone secretion. Gene Ontology annotation, molecular function: phospholipase A2 inhibitor activity; calcium-dependent phospholipid binding; calcium ion binding. The coding region runs from base 1701 to 2741 and encodes 346 amino acids. Lineage: Eukaryota; Metazoa; Chordata; Mammalia; Rodentia; Cricetidae. Gene Ontology annotation, cellular component: cytoplasm; plasma membrane.
UAAGAAAGGGAAUGCACUCCUGAGCCUAAGAAUGAGAUGGUGAGCUGAGGAAGAACCAUGCCCUCAAGUAGGCCAGCCCUCUCCGAUAUUCCUGUAGUGUGUGCUUUUCUCAUUCUUGCUCUGCUUUCUACAUGAAGGGCAGUGCACCACCUUAAGAGACAAACAAAAUAAUCCUUCUGAUUACUGUUGAUGCCAAAUCUAUCCACAAAAGGCACUCCCAGAUUUUCACCUUCACGAUUCAGGUGCCAGAGGAGGCCAGAGACAUGAGAUUCCCAUGAACUGGAAGGACAUACUCAUGAUGUGGGUGCUGCAAACUGAACCAGGAACCUCUGCAAGACAAGCAAGGGCUCUUCACUCCUGAGCCAGCUCUCCAGACUCUGGGCUGCCACCAUUUCUUUGAAGAGUCUUUCCUUCACUACUAUUAAUUUUAAUAAUUUUGUUUACUUUGGCAUUCGAAUUUGCAUUUCUGAAUAUUUAUAUUUGCCUAUUUUUGUUUUUUGAUUUUCUAUUUUUGUCAUAAUCAACGAUUCCUAAGAGAUUUGAGAUAUUGUCUCUAUUAUCCUUUUGUGAGUGUUUGAAAAAUUGUUGGCAGUUUGGAGAGAAUCUAUUCAUUUUGUUCCUUUGCAUAUUCUCAUAGGAGAUUUUCGCUUUUCUAGUUUUGUAUUUUUACCACUCAGAAAUUAUGCUUCUUGAUAAUAUAUAAUGUUUAUAUUAUAUGCUUUUAUUUUAAUCUUAGAUCUACUUAGGUCCAUUGGUAGGUCGACAUGUAUUUGCAGACUCAAUUAAUACAAGCUCACAAUUGCUGGGUUUCAGAGUUUGUAAAGAAUGCCAGCCUGCCAUCCAAAGCAAUGUGCCCCUUUGCAUCCUUCCCACAAUGGAUAAGAAUUCCUGCCAAGUCAGCAAUUGAAUGAACAGGAAAGUAGAUGGAACUGGUAAUCAUCCUGUUAAGAGAACAAAUGCUGGCUUCCACAAACAACAACAGCAAAACACUUAGUAAAAUAGAGAUUUUGUAUGAAGAAGAGCACAGCUGUGGGUGGGUCCACUUUACUAUCCAAUUACAGAUCCAGGCUGUUCUCAAACUCAUGGUGUAGCAGACAGCGAACUUGAAUGCCUGAAAUUGCUGCCUCCAUUUCUCAAAUGCCAGGAUUAUAGGAAAAGAAGAGAAUUUAUCAAAGGCCAUUUGACAAAUUUUUUAAAAAGUAUUCUCCCCCCUUCAUAUUUCUUUAUAAAUGAAGUUUUACUUACACACAGCUUCCUUGCCAGGUUUUACAUUAGAGGAAAUGGAAUGAAUGUGCUGUGGAAACGUAGCACAGUGUUCUUUGUUUGAAAGAAGUUCCAGUUCCUUAGGACGGAGCAAGGAGUUCAACAUAGCUGAAGUUCAAUGCAUUCUGCCACUCCUUGGAGGAAUAAAACCACAGAAGGAAAAGGGGGGGAAAUCCAUCCUUCCUUUUCCGUUCUGUAACUGAAUCGGUUCAGGGAGGAGUCUUGCAAGACUAGUUUCUCCUUGGUUUUGACCAGGGCUGAGCCAGUUCUUCAAACAAGAGACAGCCAGUUACUAAACUCUGGUUGCUAGGUGUGGCCUCUGUUCAUAUCCUAUAAAAUCAGAAGUCCAGCCCUCCACUUUCAGACUGAAACCAUCUGAACAGAGCCUCUCUUCAGUUCCUCGGAAGCCAAGAAAAUAAAAAGAUACUUCUUCAAAAAUGGCGAUGGUAUCAGAAUUCCUCAAGCAGGCCUGGUUUAUUGACAAUCAAGAACAGGAAUAUGUUCAAGCUGUAAAAUCUUCCAAAGGAGGUCCUGGGUCAGCAGUGAGCCCCUACCCAUCCUUCAAUCCAUCCUCGGAUGUUGCUGCCUUGCACAAAGCAAUCAUGGUUAAAGGUGUGGAUGAAGCGACCAUCAUUGACAUUCUUACCAAGAGAACCAAUGCUCAGCGCCAGCAGAUCAAGGCAGCAUAUUUGCAGGAGACCGGAAAGCCCCUGGAUGAAACUUUGAGAAAAGCCCUUACAGGCCACCUGGAGGAGGUUGUGUUGGCUCUGCUGAAAACCCCAGCCCAGUUUGAUGCAGAUGAACUCCGUGCUGCCAUGAAGGGACUUGGAACAGAUGAAGACACUCUCAUUGAGAUUUUGGCAUCAAGAAGUAACAAAGAAAUCAGAGAAAUUAACAGAGUCUACAGAGAAGAGCUAAAGAGAGAUCUGGCCAAAGACAUCACUUCAGAUACAUCUGGAGACUUUCGGAAGGCCUUGCUUUCUCUUGCCAAGGGUGACCGUUGUGAUGAUCUGAGUGUGAAUCAAGAUUUGGCUGACACAGAUGCCAGGGCUUUGUAUGAAGCUGGAGAAAGGAGAAAGGGGACAGAUACAAAUGUGUUCGUUACAAUUUUGACUACUAGAAGCUAUCCUCAUCUUCGCAGGGUGUUUCAGAAUUACAGAAAGUACAGUGACCAUGACAUGAACAAAGUUCUGGAUCUGGAAAUGAAGGGUGACAUUGAGAAGUGCCUCACCGCCAUUGUGAAAUGUGCCACCAGCGCCCCAGCUUUCUUUGCUGAGAAACUUUAUGAAGCCAUGAAGGGAGCUGGAACUCGCCAUAAGGCAUUGAUCAGGAUUAUGGUCUCCCGUUCUGAAAUCGACAUGAAUGAUAUCAAAGCAUUUUACCAGAAGAAGUAUGGAGUCUCUCUCUGCCAAGCCAUCCUGGAUGAAACCAAAGGAGACUAUGAAAAAAUCUUGGUGGCUCUGUGUGGCGGAAACUAGACGUCCCUGCAGCUCUGCAGCACUGUGAUACAAGCGUCUCUUAGUUGCUGCUUUUCCUCUACCACAUAGGCUUCCGUAGAAGAGCUGCUUUAGCAAACUCUAAUUAGAUAAAAUCUAAUUGCCCACUUUGAAUAAUAUAGCCUAGGACUAAGUUUUAUAUCAUACCUCAGUACAAUAGAGAAAUGUUUUAUUAGUUAUCGUUAUCCCAAAUUAUAAAUCCCUGUAAGCAAAUUACUUGGUUAGCAUUUCUGAGAAAUAAGUUUAUGUAAACUAAAAUAAAAUAAUUUUAUAAGACAA